UUAUAGUUAUAUAUUUUGUUGAUAGAAACUGUCCACAUAUUUCCACAAAAUAAUCUUUAGAUGUACACAGUUCACUCACAGCAACCGAGUCGGAACUCGAAACUUAAGGGGAAGGACACGCGGUUUGGAGGCCCAGAAGCCCAAACGUUGACGGAGAACAGGCCCAAAAAGUAUCGUCAACAAGUCAACUUUAUUCAGCGGUGUCUUCCUUCCUCGCUGCUUCUUUACCAUUUUCCCCAUCUUCUGCUACAAAUCCAAAUCCAGAGUUUCCAGAGACCUCAUCGCUUGUGUCUCUUCUCUAUCUCUCUCUUCUUUGCUCCUUCUCUCUUUCGUCAGUCUACCAAAUCCUCUUCUUUUCGUCCCCUCAAUCUUCCUCACUCCGCCGGUAAUCGCUUCAACCGCCAUGGAUCUAGCAGCGGAGGAGCUCCAAUUCCUCUCAAUCCCAGACAUUCUGAGGGAAUCAAUUUCGAUCCCGAAGCAAUCCCCCAAAACCUUCUACCUCAUAACCCUAACCCUAAUCUUCCCGCUCUCCUUCGCCAUCCUCGCCCACUCCCUCUUCACUCACCCAAUCCUUUCCCACCUCGAGAACCACCCCACCGACGAUCCGGCCACCACCCGCCACGAGUGGACCCUCCUCCUCGUCUUCCAGUUCUGCUACCUCAUCUUCCUCUUCGCCUUCUCCCUCCUCUCCACCGCCGCCGUCGUCUUCACCGUCGCCUCCCUCUACACCUCCAAGCCGGUCUCCUUCUCCUCCACCUUCUCCGCCAUCCCCAAGGUCCUCAAGCGCCUCUUCAUCACCUUCGUCUUCGUCGCCCUCCUCAUGCUCGCCUACAACACCGUCUUCCUCGUCUUCCUCGUAAUCUUCAUCAUCGCCAUCGACACCCAGAACCCUCUCCUCGUCCUCUUCUCCCUCAUCGUCAUCUUCAUCCUCUUCCUCGUGGUCCACGUCUACAUCACCGCCCUCUGGCACAUGGCCAGCGUCGUCUCCGUCCUCGAGCCCAUAUACGGCUUCGCCGCCAUGAAGAAGAGCUACGAGCUGCUCAAGGGGAAGGCCGGAGCUGCCGCGGUGCUCGUGUUUGGGUAUUUGGCCAUCUGUGGGGUGAUUGGGGGCAUCUUCGGAUCCGUGGUGGUUCACGGCGGAGAGGGUCACGGGGUGUUCACAAGGAUCGUCGUGGGUGGGUUCCUGGUUGGGGUUUUGGUGAUCGUGAAUCUGGUGGGUUUGCUGGUUCAGAGUGUGUUCUACUAUGUCUGCAAGAGCUACCAUCACCAGGGGAUCGACAAGAUGGCUUUGCAUGAUCAGCUCGGCGGGUACCUCGGAGAGUACGUGCCACUCAAGAGCAGCAUUCAGCUGGAGAACUUGGAUGCUUGAUGCGGGCGGGUGGCCAAUGUAAUUGACAAACAGGUAGACAACAAGAAACUGUCAUCUCCGUUUCAAGGCUCUUAUGUAUGUAGUAACUGGUGAAUAGAAUACCUGGGAAGUUAUUGCUUUCUUUGUGAACACGGAAGAGGUUAAGAAAAGUGGGGGAAAUCGUACAUUUUGCAGUAAGAACUUGGUUUUAAGUAAUCUUUGUAUCAUCCUUUGAUGUGCCCACCAAUGUUAAGAAAGCAUUUGUGUUGUUGUUGUUUGAUGCUUAAUGAAUAGCACUAGUAUUAUGAGUUGCAAGUAGUUGCCUGCUGUUCUUGAUGUCAGUUAAUGCAUAUUUUCCUGCAAUUGCGUUAAGGAAUGGUUUUUGCUUUUUCUAGCUAGCUUGCCAAAUUGUUAUUCGAUCCCUUGAUAUACAUAUAUGGUAACUGCAUUAACAGUAGGUUUUGAUUAGUGAAUGCAUCGUAUCGGUGCAGAUCAUUUGGCCGAAUACAGUAUAUAGCUGUGU
Messenger RNA from Linum trigynum, 1871 nucleotides. The record is from the annotation of a GenBank genome assembly. NCBI's taxonomy places the organism in Eukaryota, Viridiplantae, Streptophyta, Magnoliopsida, Malpighiales, Linaceae.